Papilio machaon (common yellow swallowtail) is the source of this 2448-nucleotide messenger RNA. It is a transcript of the gene GAA1, whose product is annotated as glycosylphosphatidylinositol anchor attachment 1 protein. Gene Ontology annotation, cellular component: GPI-anchor transamidase complex; membrane. The transcript has 11 exons. Gene Ontology annotation, biological process: attachment of GPI anchor to protein. NCBI's taxonomy places the organism in Eukaryota, Metazoa, Arthropoda, Insecta, Lepidoptera, Papilionidae. The coding region runs from base 148 to 2361 and encodes 737 amino acids. The record is from RefSeq and is a predicted model, not a curated record.
UGAACGUUAUAUUUUUGUUUCUGUAGUAAUGUUUAUCAAUUGAUAAUUUGCGAGAUUUAUAUGCAUUUAAAGAAAUUCUAUUGAUCGUCAAUUAUGCUUUAAAAUUUACAUAAUUACUAAUAUAUUUGUGACGCUAUCUUAGAUAACAUGGGUUUAUUAUCAGACCCGGAGUACGGGUCAGCAAAAUGGGUUAAGAUUCUUCGAAAAAUACAAGGGCCGCUAUGUCUUCUGUUUUAUAUUGGAGCAAUUGGAUGGUUUCUGAUGCUUGGAAACAGGGAUUUUAACAACGAAACGUACUUCUCAGAGAAUGCUUUACUCCCGGGUUUAGUUGCCAAGGAGUUUAAUGCUGAAUCCAGUGCGAACAGAUUCUACAGUGAACUUUUGCAAGAAAUUGAGGGAAAGUAUGAAGAAACAGGUGAAAUGCCCAUAUCCUGGUUAGUGGGUAAGAUGUCCCAGUUGCAUUUGGAAGUCUACACUCACAACUUCACUCUCAAUUAUCCAAUGGGACAGGGUCAGGUGUACAAAGGUACAAAUGUCUAUGGUAUACUUAGAGCUGCAAGAACACCAUCUCUGGAAGCAUUGGUGGUAUCAGCUCCAUUCCGAUACAUGUCCACACAUCAGAAGGGAACUGCGGCAGGCAUUGCUUUGAUGUUAGCAUUUGCACAAUUUGCCAGACCUCAGAAAUAUUGGGCCAAAGACAUAAUCUUCCUCAUCACUGAAUAUGAACAACUAGGAAUGCAGGCAUGGCUCGAAGCAUAUCACGGACUUGAUAAUAAGCCCGGAAACUUUUAUACUAGUUUAGGAAGUUUCUGGAAAUCUGAUCUACCGAUGCUAGAUCUAGCUAAGUUUACUUCACACAUUGAUUGGGGUGAGGAUGCUCAAAGUCUAAAUCCAGGCAAAUUGCAAGGUAGAUCUGGAUCUAUACAGGCAGCUAUAAAUUUGGAAUUUGAUUCACCAAAAAUAAAGUACAUAGAGGUGAAAAUUGAAGGAUUAAAUGGACAACUGCCCAAUCUCGAUCUUGUAAACUUAGUUCAUAAACUUUGCGUGAAGUCUGGAAUACAUCACUCUUACAAAAAUAGUUAUUCAUGGAUACGACGUAACAAGAUGGAUGAAUGGGUGAAUGGUAUUUGGACUAUGCUGGGUAUGGUCAACACACAAUUCCCUGGGGUACCAAAUGGUAAUCAUGGAUUAUUCCAUCGUUUUGGAAUCGAAGCUGUGACCUUAGAAGGUAGAGAUGCUAACGAUCCAGCUGGUAUACCUCCCAAAGUGAACUCCUUACCUACCGCUAGCUUUUACAAGCUGGGCACAGCUUUGGAAAGUAUUCUACGAUCACUGAAUAAUUUGCUGGAAAGAUUCCAUCAAAGUUAUUUCUUUUACCUUCUCGCUUCUACGAAUAGAUUUGUUUCUAUCGGGCAAUAUAUGCCGUCACUUUGCUUACUUUGUGCUGCGAUGUUAAUACGAGCAUUAUCAUUAUGGGUUAAUAUACAACAAGAUGAUGAAACAGAUGCAGAAAGUGACAAGAUAAAAGAUAAAAAUACAAAAGACACGCUAAAAGAUACAAAAGAUAAUUCUGAUGAAGAAAAAACGGAAGAAUUUGGAAACGAAAAUAAAGUAUCUGAAGAAGUAAAAGACAGUGAUGUGAAAUUGGAAAAUGAUGAUGAAAAAGACCAUUUAGCACCAAAAGAGUUGGAUGAAAGUGAUGGUGAUGGAUUUAGCAUGGUUAAUAUUGGAGCUAAUUAUCUAUUGGUCCAUUUAUUGGGAUAUAUGGUGAUGAGUUCACCUGUCAUCUUCAGUCAAAUUGGUGCAAAAUACUUCGAGUAUCCAUCAGAGUUUUCGGUGUACUGUGGUUUUAUAGCAAUAUCUGUUGUGAUAAUCAUAAUGUCACCAUUUCUACCUCGACUGUUCAGAUCAAGUCCAUUGACUCGAGAAGAAAUGACAUUAAUGAAUAUAUUAGUACUAAUUGAACUAUCCACCGCUUGUCUAGCUAUUGGUAUGCAUAAUUUCUCUCUAGGAUUUGUGGUGGCAACUAUUUAUACACCAUUGUCUCUGGUUGUGGGUGUCAUUGACAAUAAUAGAACACGAUCAGUAAUUUUACAAAUCAAACGAAUUAUGUGUCUUUUACUUCACCCGCUGUGCUUUUUGUCUCUGGCCAUGAUUAGUUACAGUCGUGUGUUGUUCCCCGAAGAGGGGUUAGGCUCUAUGAUUUCCCGAGGAAAGGACGCAGCAAUGCAAGCUGUCAUGUUCUCUAUAGUUGACUCUAUGAUUUAUGGCAAUUGGUUGUAUAAUGUUGCCACAUGUAUACUAUUUCCAACUUGGAUCAUCUUUUGGCAAAUAUUAUGUAACAAAGUAGAAAUAGUUUAAUACAAAAUUAGUAUUACUGGAUAACUUUAGUUAAGUUUUUGUAGUGUUCAUGUUCUGUGGAAGAUAUGUUUAAAUACAAUUGUUAAA